AUGUACAAACCCAACACCGUCUGGACGUGGUCCUUCCUCAUUAUAUCCAUGUUACAGGCGCUGAUAGCGCUGGCGUUGGAAGCCUAUGUAUUCGCCAGAUUCCAGUUAGGCAUCCACAAAGAAGCGAAGAAGGAGAGCGAGUCGAAAACAAUACCGACCUACCUCGCCGUCUUCAUGUUCGGCUACCUGUACCAGCUGGUUCUGGUCUAUGACGCUCUGCGGCUCAAGAACACGAUUCAGGUCAUCGGGCUGUGCCUCUACAAUGUCGGCAUUCUGGUCUACGCAUCCAUCCAAAUCGACCAGCUCCAGGACGCGGUGACGGCGCUCAACAAGUCGAGAUUCAUCGAGCCGGAGUUCUGGAAGGAUGUGCAGCCGUUUUUGAUCGCGCUGCCUUGUCUCAUGGCCGUCGGGACGGUGUUGCUGUCCGUGGUUGCGUGGAAGCUAUAUGAUGAGUUUGCGUGGACGAUCUACAAGCACAUUAGCGCCGAUCUGAGGUUGAAGCGGAGAUAUUUGACCUACCAGAUUUACAUCGCCCUUCUCAAGUUCGAUUUCUUCUUCUUCCUCGGCUUUACCGUCCAGUUCCUCGUCGUAGUCGGCAACACGACCGACGCCGAGUUCUACCUCACUAUCGCGGCCGUCCCCAUCACAAUCGUCUUACUCCUCCUCGCCGCGUACUGGACGCGCCGGGAGAGCGUCUUCGGCAUGGUUUGCACAAUCAUAAUUUACUUCGCAGCCCUGGCCUACUUCUUCUUCAAGCUAAUCCGCAUGUACACGGCCAACGACAAACGCCGCGCUGACUACUUCCCUGCGCGCCGCUCCCUGACCACCUUCGCGGUCAUCACGAUCCUGCUGCUGAUCAUCACGAUCGCGGUCGCGUGCUCCUGCGCGAACAAUUUCAACAAAGGGCUCAAGCCGCACAUCUCGAAACGCAAGGUGCCCGAUGUGAACGAACCAAAGUAUUAUCAGCAGACGGAGAUGCCGACCUAUGGGGGCGGGAGCGGGAGCGGGGGACAGGGCUUUGGGACUAGCCGGAUGACUAUUGAUUAG
Molecule: messenger RNA, 1047 nt
Organism: Coniosporium apollinis CBS 100218
Lineage: Eukaryota; Fungi; Ascomycota; Dothideomycetes
Exons: 4
Coding region: 1-1047 (348 amino acids)
Cellular component (GO): Golgi apparatus
Source: RefSeq, a predicted model, not a curated record